AUGUUAAUGGUCCGGCUAAGUGAAGCUAUCUGAAUUAACAAAUGACCUACUUCUCCCUAGCAGUUUACUCAUCCAAUUAGCCGCAACUUAUCAACAAUUCGAAAAACCCAACUUUCGGCACCAAAAUCCGAUAAAAGUAAUUUGUUUGCUGUCCAUUGACGCAUUCAGCGACAAUCUUUAUAUUUUCGUUUUUCGGUUAAAUUGAUUUACUUAGAAACUCAUUUGUCUUAUCACAAUCAUAAUCAUUUAUAUCAUUUCCAUCGUUGACGAUAAGGCACAAUGUGCAUUGCGAUCGGUGUCUUCUUUCAAAAUUUAUAUCUUUUGUGGCAUCGUCAUUGUUAAGUUAAUAUUGGGUAACGACACGACUCACAAUUAUUCAUAAACGCUGCGGCAUAUUAGACUGACUUGUAACGUUUUCUUCACAAUAUUGUUAAUGGGAUAGGACGUUCACGAUCGUUCAGCAGUUGCGUGAUUCGGGCGAACAAAGGAAACCACUGAGUCGAAUACAUCAGCCACAACUGACAUCAAUUACGACCAUGAAACCGGAGAAAUUUACUUUAAAAUCUGGCACUAACGAUGACGCCCCUGCACCAGUAAGGGCCUUGAAACGGGAAUUCAACAAUACCUCGGCCAAUAAGGGAAAGAAUCAAUUUCUGAAGGUAAUCAAAGUGAUCAGAGGAAAGAAGGUGCACGCCUUCGAUAGUGACACAUACGGGCAUGGUGCAGAAAAAUGGUACAAAUUGAACAUUGAGUUGGUCAAUGGGAAAUUGUACCAUGCGAAUGGUUCGCACGAUUCAUCGUCAGUGCUGGCGAAACCUGUCGAAAAUUUGAUGAGACAAAUUUACGACAUAAAUUUCACAAAGAAAACCGUAGAGGAACUGAACGUCGACACCGACAAAAUGGGUCUGGACCAGUUCACUUUGGAUCAGAUCAUCGAUGCAAUGAUGGUGAUCGAGCGAAUCUGGCAUCAGAUCAACAGAGGUGAAGCAACAGAACGUUUCAUCGAACUGUCGAGUCGCUAUUACAGUUUGAUUCCAUACAAACGUAAAGCAUCGACUAUUUGCACCUACGAUCAAGUCACAGCCGAGGUGAGAAAUUUGAAAGGUCUGUUCGCCAUCGUACAGUCGUAUCAUUUGGUACGCGACGAAAUUACCAGUAAAUUGUCAAUUGUCGACCGGUAUCAUCGACUGAACACGGAAAUUAUUCCUCUCGCACGCACCGACUAUGAGUUCGUCUUGUUGGAAGAGUAUGCAAAGGUUACCAAUCAUCAAGCGAACAACGAUUACGAGCUGGAAAUCGACGAAAUAUUCAAAGUAUCUCGAAAAGGUGAGGACGAACGCUUCGAACCGUUCAAGAAUUUCUGUCAUCGCUAUCUGCUGUGGCACGGCUCAUUUCUAUCGAAUUUUGUCAGCAUUCUCAGUCAUGGUCUGCGAAUUGCUCCCGCCGAAAUUCCACGGCUUGGCAAAAAGUUUGGCAAGGGAAUCUAUUUCGCCGACAUGAUAUCGAAGUCAACGAAAUUUUGUGUCACCGGUAAAGAUAAUCGAGCUGAUGGAUUGAUGUUGCUCUGUGAAGUGGCGAUUGGUGAUAACGACGAAUGUGUCGAGACGGUACACAACAGCAAACCGAAUUUACUGUACGAAUUACCGGAGAACAAACACUCAGUUAAGCGAAUAGGAAAAAUUUAUCCGCAUCCAGACGGUCAUUGCACACUACAGGAUGGAGUCAUUGUGCCGAAAGGACGACCAGUUGUUACCGACAAUAACGAUUUGAGUUUGAGCUACAACGAGUACGUUGUUUAUAAUGAGGCGCAAGUGAGGAUGCGAUAUCUCUUAAAACUGAACUUUAAAUGCAUAAGAUGAAUGAUCGGUUGGAUUACCUGUGUUUCUGUUCGCAUAAAAUGUCCUUUUCGUGGAAAUAAACGAGAAAACA
Messenger RNA from Bradysia coprophila, 1929 nucleotides. RefSeq names its product poly [ADP-ribose] polymerase 1-like. Gene Ontology annotation, biological process: protein poly-ADP-ribosylation; double-strand break repair. The record is from RefSeq and is a predicted model, not a curated record. Gene Ontology annotation, molecular function: NAD+ poly-ADP-ribosyltransferase activity. NCBI's taxonomy places the organism in Eukaryota, Metazoa, Arthropoda, Insecta, Diptera, Sciaridae. Gene Ontology annotation, cellular component: nucleolus.